GUAAGACCCGGUGGAAACCGAGCAAAAACGCAGGCGGGCUAUCCUACCUACCUACACACACACACUCACCCGCCCGUUCGCCUUGCACAUCAGUGAGCGCGUUAUGGUAGGGGUGCAGAGCAGGAGACUGACGAUUGCAUUCAGUUAGGUCUGCCUCCUCGAGUCUGUGCACAUUUCCACGCAACCUAACCGGCUGAAGUGGGUGGCUAACUCUCUUUCUCUACCACAUCCCCCCGAAACCGAACCGUGAGCCAGCCGUGGUGUGUGUAUCGCCGCAGGGAAAUCGCCAGGAAGGAUAAUAUAGCGUACUGUAACAGUAUUGCUUUUUGUGGACUCACUAUGCCCUCGUCUAGACCAGGGGCAACUCCGGAAUACUGGAUAGAUGACUCGAAGAAGGAGACACUGGCCGACUACUAUGAGCUGGAGUCCGAACUGGGACGGGGAGCAACGUCGGUGGUGUACCGCUGCAGACAAAAGGGAACUCAGAAACCCUACGCCGUCAAACUCCUGAAGAAAACAGUGGACAAGAAGAUUGUGCGAACAGAGAUCGGCGUCCUGCUGCGUCUCUCUCACCCAAACAUUAUAAAGCUGAAGGAGAUCUUUGAGACUCCGGCAGAGAUCAGUCUGGUGCUGGAGCUCGUUACUGGUGGGGAACUCUUCGACAGGGUGGUGGAGAAGGGCUACUACAGUGAGCGAGACGCCGCAGACGCAGUCAAGCAGGUCCUGGAAGCCGUAGCGUACCUUCAUGAGCAUGGAGUGGUUCAUCGAGACUUGAAGCCUGAGAACCUUUUAUACGCCACCUCUGCCCCUGACGCCCCUCUUAAGAUUGCUGAUUUCGGCCUGUCAAAAAUAGUUGACGAUCAGGUGACAAUGAAAACGGUGUGUGGCACUCCAGGCUAUUGUGCUCCAGAGAUACUGCGUGGGUGUGCGUAUGGGCCGGAGGUGGACAUGUGGUCAGUGGGAGUCAUCACAUACAUCCUGCUGUGUGGCUUCGAGCCGUUCUUCGACGACAGAGGUGACCAGUACAUGUUCAAGCGCAUCCUCAACUGCGAGUAUGAGUUUGUCUCCCCCUGGUGGGACAACGUAUCGCUCAACGCCAAGGAUCUUGUGAAGAAGCUGAUUGUGCAAGAUCCCAAGAAGCGCCUGAACACUCUCCAGGCUCUGCAGCACCCCUGGGUGACGGGCAAGGCCGCCAACUUCGCCCACAUGGACACGGCCCAGAAGAAGCUGCUGGAGUUCAACGCCCGCCGCAAGCUGAAGGUGGGGACGCCCCUGCUGCCCAGAGAUGGAGAGGGGACACGGGGACAGUAGAGGAGAGGAGAGGAGAGGAGAGGAGAGGAGAGGAGAGGAGAGGAGAGGAGAGAUUGCAGAGGAGGGGAGAGGAGACAGUAGACUGUAGAGGAGAGGAGAGAAGAGGAGAGACGGGAGAGGAGAGGCGAGGAGAGAUUGCAGAGGAGGAGAGAGGAGACAGUAAGACUGUAGAGGAGAGGAGAAAAGAGGAGAGACGGGAGAGGAGAGGAGAGGAGAGGCGAGGCGAGAGGAGGAUCUUAUUACUGUGCUACAGUAGUAAAAGACAGGCUGCUUGACUUUACUGGUACCUGAGGACGCUGAAGGCAAAAUAAAUAUAUAUCACUG
Messenger RNA from Engraulis encrasicolus (European anchovy), 1635 nucleotides. RefSeq names its product calcium/calmodulin-dependent protein kinase IV (gene camk4). Gene Ontology annotation, biological process: protein phosphorylation. Bases 340 to 1311 code for a protein of 323 amino acids. NCBI's taxonomy places the organism in Eukaryota, Metazoa, Chordata, Actinopteri, Clupeiformes, Engraulidae. The transcript is spliced from 11 exons. Gene Ontology annotation, molecular function: calcium/calmodulin-dependent protein kinase activity; calmodulin binding; ATP binding. The record is from RefSeq and is a predicted model, not a curated record.